CAUUGACUUUUCCUCCUAAGAAAGGAAACUUGCAAACUUUUGGUGAUUGACGAAUGUUUGCGGUUGCAGACGCAGCUGAAGGAUGGAGGCGAGUAUUGAAGGAGCCGGUGCGGCCGCGAUGGAGGUGGGGAGGUGUGCCGAGCAUGGGAAGAAGCUGGCGUACUUCUGCAAACGGGAGAAACUGAGAGUUUGCAGCAAAUGUGUGAUCCUGGGAUCGCACCAAGGGCACACUGUGGUGCCAGUGGAAGAGGCAUUAAGCGAACUUAAGGAAUUGCUGUCUGCAUGCUCAAAGGAGUUGGAAUCCAAGAGCUUGGAGCAGAGUUCAAGACUGGAGGAGAUUGAUCAAAACGUGACAACAACCAAGGAAGAGGUUGAGGCACUCCAGCGCCAGGUGGGAGAUGAUUUUGAUGCUUUGCGGAGUUUCCUGGAUGCAGAAGAGAAGGCUCUGAAGGAGCAGAUAGCCGCCGAGGCACAGGACACCUUGCAAGAACUGAGCAGGUUGAAGAUGGAAUGCUUGCAGAGAGUGGAAAGUCUGAGGACACUGGCUGAGCCCCUCCACUCAGCGCUGCAGACCGACAACCUGAGUGAAGUCUUGAAGGUGCUGAACAUUUCCUCUGAUGGGUGA
Pristis pectinata (smalltooth sawfish) is the source of this 625-nucleotide messenger RNA. RefSeq names its product tripartite motif-containing protein 12A-like. The coding region runs from base 83 to 625 and encodes 180 amino acids. Gene Ontology annotation, molecular function: zinc ion binding. Lineage: Eukaryota; Metazoa; Chordata; Chondrichthyes; Rhinopristiformes; Pristidae. The transcript is spliced from 4 exons. The record is from RefSeq and is a predicted model, not a curated record.